This is a messenger RNA of Ruditapes philippinarum (Manila clam), 3476 nucleotides long. RefSeq names its product cytochrome P450 1A1-like. The record is from RefSeq and is a predicted model, not a curated record. Gene Ontology annotation, biological process: hormone biosynthetic process; progesterone metabolic process. Lineage: Eukaryota; Metazoa; Mollusca; Bivalvia; Venerida; Veneridae. Bases 173 to 1681 code for a protein of 502 amino acids. Gene Ontology annotation, molecular function: iron ion binding; heme binding; steroid 17-alpha-monooxygenase activity. The transcript has a single exon.
GUCACCGACCAUGAAACUUCCGCUUUACCUUUUGUUGGAUCAUGUGCAAUGAAAUUGUAAUGUGAAACAAAUUGAACAUAAAUAUUGUUAAAAAGACAUUUUUGUAUGUCAUUUGCUAUGAUUCGGUUUUAUAAGAAAAUUUGAAAGUUUAGAUAGUGAGACAGUUAUACUAAUGGAUGCAUCUCUUACAUUAAGUGGUAUUGUACUGACUUUGAUAACAUUACUUGUGUUGUCAUGGUGGACAAAAUGGUUCAGUAAAAAACGGUAUCCACCUGGACCAUGGGGCUUCCCUAUACUAGGACACCUGCCUUUAUUAGGAGAAAAACCGGAGUUAAAGUAUUUGCAGUGGCGGAGAAAGUACGGAGAUAUUUUUCGUAUACGCUUUGGUAGUUGGGAAACAAUAAUUGUUAAUGGACAUGAAGCUAUUAAAGAUGCCGCGGAACGAAAGGACGAUGCCUUUUCCGGGAGACCCGAAUUCGUUUCACAAAUUGCUAUCAAAGAGCAAUUCGAUGGUUUAGAAGCUAUUAGUUUUUGUAACUUUUCACCGACGUAUCUUCAAGUCAGAAAACGGACAACAACGGCCAUACGAACAUAUAUCAAUAAGUGCGAUUAUCCUCCAAAUGAACUGUUUCGGGAAGAAGCUGAAAAAUUAACAGAAAAACUAUUGAGAUAUCCAUGUGAUGAGCCCGUAUCUUUAGAUUUAGAUAUUCAGUUGGCUGUUAUAGGUACGUUGUAUCAGAUGCUUUACGGCAGAGGAAAAGAAGAUGAAAUAAAACCACACUUGAACUUAAUCAUUGAAUCAUCGGACACGUUUACAAAAUUUGUCGAGUCUGGAAAUUUAGUUGAUGUUAUUCCUUGGUUAAGGCAUGUGAAACAAAUGGAGGUGGAUCAAUUCAAAAAAGCGAUAACAGCAACUUAUGGCAUCACAAAAUCGAAGAUUUCUGAACAUAGAACUUCAUACCAGAAUGGCCAAACAAGGGAUAUUUUAGAUGUCUUAUGUGAGCUAUCAGAGGAUUUACCCGAUCAUGACAGCAACGGUAAAACAUCAGCCACACUUUUACAAUUUCAAAUUUCGACAUUGCAAGGUGCCGGGUUUGAAACAACAAGUCGCCUGUUACUGUUCAUCAUCUUAUAUCUGACUAAAUAUCCAGACGUACAGGAGCGUGCACAGAGAGAGAUUGAUCAAGAAUUAGGAAGUAACAGGAAUAUUUCUGAAAAAGAUCAGGCGAGCCUUCCGUACGUAAUGGCAACUAUCCUUGAAGUUAUGAGAAAAGCAUCAAUAACUCCAUUCGCUCUACCUCAUUUUACACUGCAUGACACAAAACUGCGAGAGUAUGACAUCGACAAAGGCACAGUUGUCUUUUUUAACUAUCAUUCAGUAGCAAACGAAGAGUCAUAUUGGGGUGAUCCGGAAAUCUUUAGACCUGAAAGACUUCUUGAUGAUUCAGGUAAACUGGACAGGGAAAAAGCCUCGUAUAUCCUUCUAUCCACAUUUGGCACGGGACGGCGUCAAUGUCUCGGUGAGGCGUUAGCAAAAAUGAACAUUUUCAUUGUAAUUUCAACUUUGCUACAGCGCUGUUCAUUUCAGAAACCUGACGGAUGUGACCUUGAUCUUGAACCCAUUAGAGGUCUUAUUCUGUCGCCAAAACCAUUCAAAGUCAUUGUGAAAAGAAGAUUCUAGACGAAACUUCUAUUCCUGUGAUGUUAAUAAAUCUUUAAACUAAUGAAGACAAUAAGAUGGUGUAUUAACAAAUUUGGACAGAAAGGGAACAGAUAAAUAUAUCAUCGAUAUUAAGUUUGACUGAUCCUAAAAAAAUUGGACCUUGUCAAUGGAGUAUGAUGAUUAUUUCAUAAUACUACUUUAAGCGGCCUUCGUCUUUCAUUUACUUUUGGAAAAAACAGUUCUGUGUUGUUUCAAACUAAGUAAUUAAGUAAUUUUAUCUUGGAAAAGUGCAUCACAUCACUGUAAAGCCUUCUUUAUCGUACCGAGAGCUUUUUAUAACGCGUCUGUGACGUUCGUUUCUAACAAUAAAUUGUCAAAUACAAAGAGCGGACCGGUAGAGUAGGGGUAUCAAGGGGAUUUUCUUAUUGUUUAUGUACUUAAUUUUCAUAUAUGAAAGGUUUUAUCUAAACAAUAACAUAUUUAAUCAGACUGAGACCGCUUUCGCCUUUGAACGUUUAUAUUCACUAUAAUUAUAACUGAGCAUAUUUGCCGCUUAUAAUUAACUUAGUAUAUCAUUACUGCAUUUUCUUCACAAAACAUUUUUUGAGAGCCUUCAGUUGGUCAGUUAGAAUCAGUAAAGGGAUUGACUAUAUUUUCACGAAGAAUAUAUUAUCAAUAUUUUCAUUUACAAUAUCUCAUCAAUAUUACAUCUAUGAACCUGUUCAAGAAGGGUUAAUUAAUGAUUCAACAUCUUGAAUGCUUGAUUCUGAUGACAUAUAUCUUUCAUUAUAUUACAUUACAUCAUGUUAUUUUAAAGUUCUAUUUAUCACCAAGUCUACAUCUAUGUUUGUUCAUAAAGAUUUCAAUUUUUAAUGUUUGUCAAAUCAUUCUUUUUUUUUUUUGGUAAUAUGUUUCAUCAUUAAUAAGCAGCAUCUCGCUCUUUUAACAGUACGCCAUAUAUCGUCAUCUACUGUAGAUAUUACUAUAGGGCCAACCUCAAUCAAGAGAUCUGAAACAUGCUUUAAUGACCAUAUCGUUAUAAGUUUCAUGACACUACUAAUUUCUGAAUCUAUUUACUUUGUUCGUACAUAAUCCUGGUCUUAUGUCACAUUUUGAGAAUGAACAUUCUAAAGUUUUGAAUAAGUUGCCUGUUUAAAAAAGAGUGGAACUGUAAUGUCGUUAGUUUAAUAAAAACUUCGGUGAUGCAGCUGAAUAUAUAGGUAAAAAACUAUAUUCAUUUAUAUGAGACAAGAUCAAGUAAAAGUUUAUUCUAUAUUGUUUCCAAAGUGUAAAAUGUAAUGGCGCAAAAUCAGUUGUAUAUCAUGGCUGUUAUAAAACUUUUUACUGUCAAAGUUGUCAGUCAAAAGUCAUUUUGUAAAUAUGUUAUUAUCUUAUGUUUCAACUUUAAACAUACGUUUGUAUAGUUUUUAUGAACACUAUUGGCUGACAUAAUUUUGGACUGUGAUAUUUUAUUUCACACACCAAUGACAAUAUCUUCAGUGCCUUAAGGCAACAAUGGAUGUAAGUGAUUUAGUUCUUUAUUUGUUUUAUCUUAAGUCAUAUGUGAUGGGUCUGGUUUCAUUUCUCAUAUAUUUCUUUUGAGUGUUUUAUUACUGGUUUAUCAUGUUUAAGAUAUGUACUAAAACGUUACUAUGAUGCACUACUUUAACGGGAUAGCAUUUAAUCAGAAGGUAAGUUUACGCCGAAUCAAUUAAUUAAAUUUACACAAAAAAUUAGAUAAAUUAACAACCGGAAUAAUUGAAUUGGUCAAAACGUGAUUACAACCUCUACACAUCAUAAAGACACAAUAUCU